UUACUUACUUCCUCCUUACUGAAACAGGAGAGCAUUUGACAAACUGGUUUAACCUGUUGCUGCGUCCAAACCAAUCUUAACCUAGUCCACUUACUGUUACUACUAUUUUAGGACUUCUGGUCACUCAUGCCUGCAGUGAAAUGACAGACUGGGGUACCCCUUCAAACAUUGGCUACCAGCGAUGGAGAGACACAGACAGUGUGCUAUUUAGGCCUGGAAGAAGCAGGCUGUCCUCCACCACAGAGGAAAAUUGUGGAGAUGACGAGCUUUAUGUUCAAGGUGUGCCGACAGUCCUGGAGCAGGUAGAACUCGGGGAUGGACGACAACCUGUGACCAGGAGACAAGACAAUGACACAAUUGAUUCCUUCACCGUGGAGGAUGCUGUGGAGGCCAUUGGGUUUGGAAGGUUUCAGUGGAAGCUUUCUAUGCUCACUGGAAUAUCGUGGAUGGCUGACGCCAUGGAGAUGAUGAUCCUGAGUAUCCUGGCUCCUCAGCUCCACUGUGAGUGGAGGCUGCCCAGCUGGGAGGUGGCCUUCAUCACAUCCGUUGUCUUCAUAGGAAUGAUGCUCAGCUCAUCCUUAUGGGGGAACAUCUCUGACAAGUACGGGAGGAGAGUGGGACUGAUACUGUGUAUGGUGUGGACGCUGUACUAUGGUUUACUGAGCGCCUUUGCUCCAGUGUACGGCUGGAUUCUGAUCCUGAGAGGCUUGGUGGGCUUUGGUUUAGGUGGAGCUCCACAGUCGGUUACCCUAUACUCGGAAUUCCUUCCAUCCAAGUCCAGAGGCAUCUCUAUAAUGCUGAUCGAGGUGUUCUGGGCACUGGGUGCGGUGUUUGAGGUGCUGUUGGCCAUGUUGGUGAUGCCCACCCUAGGGUGGCGCUGGCUGCUGGCUUUCUCCACAGCACCUGUUGUGGUAUUUACCGCACUGUGUUUUUGGCUUCCUGAGAGUGCCCGGUAUGAUGUACUGGCUGGCAACAGUGACAAGGCUCUGGCCACUCUGAAGAGGAUAGCAGCAGACAACGGGACAGAGAUGCCGAAGGGGAGGCUCAUAGCGGACAGACAGGAUGAACGUGGUAAGAUAAAGGACCUCCUGACUCCUGAGUACCGCAAGACUACUAUACUGCUUUGGCUUAUCUGGUUCUCCAAUGCUUUUGCAUAUUAUGGUCUGGUCCUACUAACGACAGAGCUCUUCCAGGCAGGUGACAUAUGUGGAGUGAACACAGCCAGAGCCAAAGUAGAACCGAGUUGCAGUUUAGAGUGCUCCUACCUCACAUUCGAUGACUAUAAGGACCUCCUUUGGACGACCCUGGCUGAAUUUCCAGGCCUGUUGGUAACCCUCUGGGCGAUGGACUGUAUUGGUCGAAGGAAAAGCAUGGUAAUGUGUUUCGUGGCAUUCUCUGUGUGUAUCCUGCCCCUCUACGCCUGCAUUGGGAGGACAGCUCUGACAGUUUUCAUCUUCAUUGCGAGAGCUUUUAUCACGGGUGGAUGGCAGGCAGCAUACGUCUACACACCUGAGGUUUACCCAACUGUAAUAAGAGCUGUUGGCAUUGGAACCAGCAGUGGCUUUGCCAGAGUUGGUGCUCUGCUUACCCCGUUUGUGGCACAGGUGCUGUUGAGGUCAUCUGUUUACCUGACACUGUCCGUGUACUGCGCUUGCUCUUUACUGGCCGCAGUGGCAGCUUGGGCCCUGCCCAUAGAGACAGCAGGCCGAGCCCUACAGGAGUCCAGUCAGCUUAAUAACAACAACCAGGACACAAACACAUCCAGUCCGCAAAAAGCCUCUCAGGCCAGCUAUGGCUCCCAGAACGGCCAAUCCCAAGGGCCAUGAUGUGGGAUCAUGUUUAUAAAUCCUCUCUUUCGUUAUUCCUCUGCUCUACAUCCUGGUCCAGUAGUUGGUGAUGACAGUAUGGACUGGAGAACAAACAAUUCUGGGAACAUUAGUGACACUGCUGCUGUGCUAGUCAUAGGCAGAUGAUCAGAGGUUGGACAUAUGGUGAUCAGAGAUUGGUGUGGAUCUUUGCCAGACUGAAUCUGUAUCUAUUCUAGAAUGAGUUUGUAUCUGGACUGUGAUAUUGUACUUGACACACAUACAUUGCACAGCAUACUGUGGUAUGCCUCUGAUUUAACUGGUCUAGCCGGUAUGACUCUUCACUUGACUCACAGAACAUUCAGAACAUUCAGUGUUAUUCUUAUUCCAAAUCUUCUGUUUAUUUAUUUGUGUUCUGUUAUGAUAUUAAAUGAAGUCAAACUUAGAAACAUUGACACUAGGGUAUGCAUUCAGCUUUCAGUAACGUUGUUGUUCCUGUUUACAACGACACAUUAAAACCACCCUCAAUCCAUAGGGAGUAGGCCUACACAUUCUGAUAGAACAUGCCGUACCUAUAAGUAACUUUGAGAGUGUCUGCUCAAUAAAUCUAUAUAAAUGUAAUGCAACAACAAAAAAACAAACAAAAAACAUUUUGGAUGUGUUUCGUAACUGACAUUGCUUUCUUAGCCAUGCAGCACUUUGGCCUAUUACCGAGACGCUAUAUGAACAAUUUUCGCUUCAGAAGUUUUCCAACAAAUCCUAUAAACAACAUAGGCUACUGGCGUUCUAACCAAU
Molecule: messenger RNA, 2600 nt
Organism: Clupea harengus (Atlantic herring)
Lineage: Eukaryota; Metazoa; Chordata; Actinopteri; Clupeiformes; Clupeidae
Product: synaptic vesicle 2-related protein-like
Biological process (GO): transmembrane transport
Cellular component (GO): membrane
Molecular function (GO): transmembrane transporter activity
Source: RefSeq, a predicted model, not a curated record